Molecule: messenger RNA, 222 nt
Organism: Guillardia theta CCMP2712
Lineage: Eukaryota; Cryptophyceae; Pyrenomonadales; Geminigeraceae
Exons: 1
Biological process (GO): protein folding; response to endoplasmic reticulum stress
Cellular component (GO): endoplasmic reticulum
Molecular function (GO): protein disulfide isomerase activity
Source: RefSeq, a predicted model, not a curated record
UGCGGGCAAUGCCAGAAGUUUGAGCCCAUCUACCACAAGAUUGCCUCCCUCCUGCGCUUAGAGAAAGUCAACGUGAUGCUGGCUAAGAUGGAUGCGAUCGACGAACCGAGACUUUCACAGUCAAUGCAAGUGAUGGGCUUUCCCUCGCUCUACUGGUACGCGUAUGGGAGGAUACAAAACUACAAGAGCGGCAAGCGCACCAGCUCGAUGGUGGAGUGGGUC